Messenger RNA from Epinephelus fuscoguttatus (brown-marbled grouper), 6634 nucleotides. RefSeq names its product solute carrier family 45 member 4. The record is from RefSeq and is a predicted model, not a curated record. The transcript has 16 exons. NCBI's taxonomy places the organism in Eukaryota, Metazoa, Chordata, Actinopteri, Perciformes, Serranidae. Gene Ontology annotation, biological process: transmembrane transport. Gene Ontology annotation, cellular component: membrane. Gene Ontology annotation, molecular function: sucrose:proton symporter activity. The coding region runs from base 1105 to 3780 and encodes 891 amino acids.
CCUUUAAAGGCGUAUUUAAAGCCCUGGCUUCAGUUGCAGGAGUAGCGGACAACCUAUGCAACAAAAGCUGCUGCAGAGACGAGCGACCGUCCGACAGCUGAGCGGACAGAAACACGGAGCCAGGGGCUGACACCACCCGGCGAGGUACGACUGCAGGGCUCAACAUUGCAGCCUGGACCAAAACGUCUAUGUCUCAGCGACAUUUAUGAAGCUUUCAAGGCCUUUUGAUUGAUCAGCCAAUCGAUGGGGAUUUUCAGAGGAGCUCCGCCUACCUUCGCUGCCUUCCCUCCUCCUCCUCCUCCCCUCUCCCCCCGCGGCCACUCCACCCCCCCCACCCACCCUGUCAUCCAGGCCUCCAUCCAGCCCUCCAUACACAAAAUGACUCUGGAACUUACUGAAUGGUCUUCUAUAUGGAUUUUUACAGCUUGUAAUAGACAGUAAGAAAAGGAGGGGGAAACCUCAAUGACAAAAAAGCCAUAAAGCGCACGCACACCACACACACACACACACACACACACACACAUACACACACACACACUCACUCACUCAUACACACACAAACACACCCGACGCACACAGAAAGAAGUAAACACUCUUGGAAUGUACCGCACACUCUUCCUGUGAAAAUUCAACUGCUUCCUUUUUAUUUUUCUGGAUUUUCUACAAACCUUUGGAAAGCUGAUUUUGUCUUUUUCUUUUUUUGUGUGUUUUUUUUUUUUUUUCAAAUCUGGGACAAAAGAAAAAGCCGAGAGGAUUAACACGUGUUGAAUUUGAAGCUGCAGUGUUUUGGGAGGACAACCUGCUUUUUGGACGACUUGUUUUGAGGACAACUGAUUGCUGAUUGAGAUUUUUUUUCUUUACAUUAACCUGAUAGAUCUAUAGAUAAUAGAUCAGAUUUUCCUUCAUUUAAGUUACGACCAUAGGCUGCAGUUUGUAGCUUGUAAAGAUUGUAACUGAGUCACUACUAGUUUUUAAGUACUUAUAUAUAUGUAUAUGUAUAAGUGACUUGAUACGAGCAGGGAUUGUUUUUCCUUUGGUAGCCACAGGUAGUUCUCAGAUUUGUCAGCGUGUUAGAGGAGGUGCUCUUGUUCUCUCGUUGCGUGCAUGCCCUCCACCAUGCCUCCCCAGAACACAGAGGCCGACGCUAUGCAGGUUGGAUCUCUGGUGGGCGGGGGUAGCGCCAAAAACACCACGGCAUCAGGCUCGGAUGGGGAAAAAGGGGGAGCAGGAGGCGAGACGGAUGGAUCGGGAGGCAGCGGUGGAGGAGCGGGUGGAGGAGGAGGUCGAGGAGGGGAGGAGUCAGCGAGCGAGGGAUCUGUUGAAGGCAUACCCCUGAAGAGAUGGGUGAUGCACGGGGCCGUGAUGUUCGGGCGGGAGUUCUGCUAUGCCAUGGAGACGGCGCUGGUGACACCCGUACUGCUGCAGAUAGGUCUUCCAGAGCAGUACUACAGCCUGACAUGGUUCCUCAGUCCCGUCCUCGGCCUCAUGUUCAGCCCUCUGAUCGGCUCGGCCAGCGACCGCUGCACUCUGCGAUGGGGCAGGAGGAGACCGUUCAUCCUGGCUCUCUGCAUCGGGACACUGAUAGGAGUGGCGCUGUUUCUGAAUGGAUCGCUGAUAGGUUUGUCGCUGGGUGACGAGCAGGGGAGACAACCAAUAGGUAUAGUUCUCACCGUGCUGGGGGUGGUGGUGUUGGACUUUUGUGCGGACGCUACAGAGGGACCAAUCAGGGCGUACCUGCUAGACGUGGCGGACACGGAGGAACAAGACAUGGCACUUAACAUUCACGCCGCCUCAGCUGGUCUUGGUGGUGCAGUCGGCUACGCCCUCGGAGGUUUAGACUGGACGCACACCUUCCUCGGAGCAGCCUUCAAGUCCCAGGAGCAGAUUCUGUUCUUCUUCGCUGCCGUCCUCUUCACUAUCUCUGUGGUAUUACAUCUCCUUAGUAUUGAGGAGCAGCAGUACUCGCCCCAACAUGACAGGCUGGAUCAGGAGAGUCCAGAUCGCACCAACCCGCAGCCAUCAGCCAAUGGCAGGACUGGACUUGUCGCUCCCAAGCUGGAGUUGAUCGGAGAGGAUGAAACACUGGACAGCUACGACUUGCGUGACCCCUACGGGGAUGACCUGUCAGAGCACGGCGAUCUUGACAUGGACUUCCUAGAGAUGGAGCUUGUGAGAAGUAAAAGUGACAGUGUUCUCGCCAUGGCUGACGCCACUCUCGACCACCUGGACCACGAUGCAUUGUUCCUGUGCCACAUCGAGCCUUCCAUCUUUGCUGACCGCCUCUCGCCCUAUCACGGCUCACCUCCUUUGACCAGUAACUUCUUCAACCAGCAUCGCAGCACUCCGCCACCCCGGUUUGGCAACAUCAGACGCAGCAGCAGCGCGGGCAGCGGGGAUCUGCUCCACAGCAAUAGCCACCAGAUGCACGCUACAAACCCCAGGAUCUCCCGCCUCUCGGCUUUCUUACAGGAAAUGGAAAAUGACGACGGUCAGGAGGCAUUGCUGAACAACCAGCUCAAUGAGCAGCAGACACUGAACGGCCGGCUGUUAGCCAGUGUGACGAAUCCUGAUAGAGAUGGCGCCAACAGGCUGAGCUCUAAAGGACAGGCACAUCGCGCUGGAAUGGUCAAAGCUGCCAGUACUGGAGCACCCAUGCGACAGUCACGUCACCGCCACAUCUUCUACCGCCAGCCGUCCUGCACCUUCUCCUACUACGGUCGAGUGGGAAGCCACCGCUACCGCUACCGCCGUGCCAAUGCCGCUUUCCUCAUCAAGCCGUCUCGCAGCAUGAACGACCUGUAUGAAGUGGAGGCCAGACACAGGAGGAGGCAGAAACAGAGGAACAGACACCGCAGCGGAAACACCAACUCCUCCAGUGGAGACACAGAGAGCGAAGAGGGAGAGGUUGAGACCACCGUGCGGCUGCUGUGGCUCUCCAUGCUGAAGAUGCCCAAGGAGCUGCUGCGACUGUGUGUCUGUCACCUGCUCACCUGGUUCUCCAUCAUCGCUGAGGCUGUCUUCUUCACUGACUUCAUGGGACAAGUCAUCUACCAUGGAGAUCCUACCGCUCCUAUUAACUCAACUUUGUUGGAGGAUUAUCACAAAGGAGUUCAGAUGGGAUGUUGGGGGCUGGUUAUAUAUGCCAUGACUGCUGCCACAUGCUCAGCUAUCCUUCAGAAGUACCUGGACAACUUUGACCUGAGCAUUAAAGUCAUCUACAUCAUGGGGACACUUGCAUUUUCCAUCGGAACUGCUGUCAUGGCAAUCUUCCCUAACGUGUAUGUUGCCAUGGUGAUGAUCAGCAGCAUGGGCAUCAUUUCCAUGAGUAUCUCCUACUGUCCGUAUGCUCUGUUGGGACAGUAUCACGAAAUGAAAGAGUACAUCAGGCACAGUCCUGGUAACUCCCGCAGAGGCUUUGGUAUCGACUGUGCUAUCUUAUCCUGUCAGGUGUACAUCAGUCAGAUCUUGGUGGCCUCGGCUCUGGGUGCUGUUGUGGAGGCUGUUGGCAGUGUCCGUGUCAUUCCCAUGGUGGCCUCUGGGGGCUCCCUUCUCGGAUUCUUUACGGCCUUCUUCCUGGUCAUUUACCCGACUCCAAACGGGGAUGGGGAAUCAGCCAGAGCUUCGGAGAAACGAUCCCUGACAAAGCUGGAAAAUUCCAACAGCAACGAAGUGGCUGUCACCGUGGUGGCAGAAAAACCCAGCUUCCUGAAACUCAACAAGAAGGGCAAGGCCACCACCACCACCACUUCCUGUCACACGGAGAAUGAGUCUGCUCUGUGAUCGGCUGGCUUAAGUCGACAACAACUAAAUUCAAAUUUGAACGCAGAUGGAAAGACAUUUGGAUAUCACCGUCCUCGUGGUGCUGGGGUUUACAGACAAAGAAAGAGGAGGGCGAUUGGCGGUCCACUCUUGAUGUCUGUUUUUUGCAUUGACAGGGUUUUUUUCUGCUUUGCUGUGUCUUGAUUUACUGAAGGAAACACCUCAAUCGGACGAGGGACCAGUGUUAUACCAGACCAACUACAAAAUAAGCAUUCUGGUCCCAGAGCUGUUUCAGCCAUCACAGAAAUUCCUUCCACUUUUCGCCCUCGUGGACAUUUGACUGAUCCAUCAGGGUCGUCCAGAAGUGACUAAUCCAUUAGUCGUGGUUUUAAGGAGAGGUUGUCUCUGUCUCUCAGGGCCUCUAGGAGGUGCUACUGAGCAGCUGCCUGGGCAGGAAACUUCAGGGGACAUGCACGCACACACACACACACCUCUUCAACACAAUCGAAUGAACACAUUAAUAAUGAACGUUGUUGAUGAACAUUAGUCCUCGAAGCUGCAAUCAUUCAAAAAUGCUGAAAAUUGUUCUUCCUCGCUGUGGAAUCAGCCUGAUCGCAUCUUUGCUAAAAUGACGCCGACAAGAUCGUCGAGAGACAUUUUCACCAAAACAAUCCCAACACACUCGGAUUUGCAGGACUUUUACAGCACUCGUCGACAGUAGCUUUAAGACUCUAGAGACUCUUGGAAGUGGCAUUUCUGAAGAGCCCGAAGCCUGGUCACUGGGGGGAAAUGAUUGAUCUUGAGUCCCUGGAUUCAUUGCAAAUGUUUAUUUUUUUCACCCUCCUCCACAUGGCAGGAACGCUGAAGUCUUUAAUUUAGCUUUUAAGUUGACAAUAGGCUCUGCUCAGAAGUUGUAUGUACAUUAAGGGUCAAGAAUACAGAUGUGUAUUGAGUGAAAUUCCAGGCAAGAAAGAGCGCAGAUGCAAUAUGUGCAGUAUACAGGGCAUUACAAUCCCAAAUAUUAUUUUCAUGAUUUAUCGAGGGCCCAGAAUGAUGCUUCUGUUUGUUUGGAAUAAUCUAAACUAACCUACAUGCUGCAUGUUAGAGGAGCAGAGACAAACCAAACACCAGAGAAGAAGAGAGAGGAGGAGUUGUUCUCUUUCACUCUCAACUUUCUCACUUAUUAUUUUAUUUUUUUAGAAAAUGCUGUUAGCACAAUGUUUGUCACUAACUGCACAUUAGCUGAGCCAUUGUCAAAUAGCAUUAAGUUAGAAAAGUUUUGAAAUGAGGAUGAUCAGAAGAUGUCGAAUUCGGAUGGAGCUUCCUGACACUCCUCUGGUCCAGUGGGUCCAGUAACUCUACUUGUAAUCAUCAGAGUCUGGAAUGGGACGCAAGAAUAUUAGAAUGGUUAAUGGAUAUAUUUAAAGAAGAGUUUUAUAACGUGAGAAAGACAGAGUGAUGAAAACUAUUAACCUUUAUAACAGGCUUAGGCUUGUUGCUUUAGCCUCGAUGGAGGAUUUCCACUCCUGGUUUAGAUGUCUUGGUUCCACCAUACUAGGCCAAAUAUAAGUGUGAUAUUGUAAUUUCAAUGUUCAUUACAUCUGAGUGUUGUAUGCUGAAUGGAUAUUUAGAAUAGAGGAGGAUAGAGGGAUAAAAGGAGGACUGGAGAAAUGUAUUCACUUUAAAAUAGAUACAAAUAUUUAGUACGUAUUUCCUGAAAUGUCAUAGUAGUCUUUAAAAUGCUUGAACCCAAGCAAACGUUGGAUUUUUACAAAUUUGGAAAUGCAUGUCUUAACUUAAUCCAAUCUGUGGAUCAUGGGUGAGAAAAAAAACUGGAGGCAGACUUUUCCCAGAGUCCUUGCAGAUGUCAAAAUCAAACUUAAAGUCUUGAAAACCACAACUUUAUAGAAAGCCAACAUGGAAAAUUAAACCACAUCUCCUGAAAAAGAUAGAAAAUACUCAGAAUAAUUCAUCAAAUGACCUAAAAAAAAAAAAAAGUUAAUCAAGGCAAGAAGCAGCAACAACGAUGGUGGAGGAGGAAGUGAAACUGUUGAGUUUAGCUUUACUUCAACCUUAUUAACAUUUAAACACAGAUGAAGUACUUAAAUGCAAAUUGUAUAAGUUAAACCUUUACUAAUACAGAAUGAUGCUGAGUAUAGACUGAUAAGGUAAAAUAAUCUUGGAAUGUUUUAAUAGCUGAUUAUGCUGGACAUGUUUAGAAAAACUUGUAGUUAGAAAGAUGAAAUGAAAAAUUUAAAAGUUUAUCGUGUCUUCUGUUUUUGGACAAAUCAGAUUUUUCGUUGCAAUAAUGGGCUCCGUUAAGGUUUGCAGGGUUGUGUGUGGUGGCGAUUUGGGUCGGUUUUCCUUUCACCUCAAUCAGCUGAAACAUGCAAACUGAAAGGAAUUGAAAUGUAAAUGGCAGUGAAUUAAUUUACUGGUGAAAGAACAUUUAAUUUUAGUGUGUAUCGGAGCAUUUAGCAGAGAAGAUUGUUUUAAUUUUUGGUUUUUAGAAGAGGUUUCACUGAUGAUGUGGUUGUUUUUCACUUAGAUGGGUGUCGGUGCAGAGUUUAACCCUGUUUUUAACAGAAUAGAUUCCUUCCAUAAUUUCAGGUACAUUCAGUCAGACUCAGAGCAGAGUAGAGUAGAGAGUAUUUAGCUUCCUGGGUUGAUCCUGCUCUGGCUGUGGUGCUGGGACGAAAAAAAAAAAGCAGGGAUGGGACGAUGACGAAAGACGAGGAGGUACAGAUGCCAGAGUUUUGAAUGGCUUCUGAAACCACUAGGGCAAUAAAACAUUCUGGAUUGAAUAAUGGACACGCAACUUCAGUUUAAUGACAAACAUAAAGAUUAAAACAAAAAAGCAAAAAAAAAAAAACAA